Helicoverpa armigera (cotton bollworm) is the source of this 693-nucleotide messenger RNA. RefSeq lists its product as uncharacterized. Gene Ontology annotation, cellular component: nucleus. NCBI's taxonomy places the organism in Eukaryota, Metazoa, Arthropoda, Insecta, Lepidoptera, Noctuidae. Gene Ontology annotation, biological process: transcription by RNA polymerase II; transcription initiation at RNA polymerase III promoter. The record is from RefSeq and is a predicted model, not a curated record. The coding region runs from base 107 to 622 and encodes 171 amino acids. The transcript has 3 exons.
AAAAUAUCAGUGUCAUUUGCAACUUCAAUGCAGCCGGCUGUCGAUUAUUUAUUUUAAAAAAGUUCAUCGAAUUUGUUUAAAUUAUUUGCAAUUUUAUGUUUCUAUCAUGCAAAGGGCCACUGCACGUUUAAACCAACGGAUAGCUGAAGAAGCGCAGCUCCUAGCCGAGGAAAAGUGGAUAAUAGAAGCGUUAAGGAAAGUUAAACAACAAAGAAAUGGCUUACAGAUAGAAAGACUCCACUUAGAGAAUUUGAAGGCGACAAUAAACAGAGAAGAGUUAAGGAGUAUAAUUUCUUCAGACAUCGCUGUGAACAAGGAUAGUGAAACUGCUCAGAGCCAAUCUGCAGAGGCUGAUAAACCCACCGCUCCUGACUAUCCACUGACUGAGAUAAUCCCGGUGACGAAUUUAGCACUGUUAGAUGGUCCAGUUGCAGGGAUUGAUGACGAGAUGUGCAACACUGAGAAACUCAACCUGUCUGUAACUAACUCAGUAUUCACGAAUCAGCACAUGGCCUCAUUGGACAUAGAAGAGGAUGAUGAUGAUUUGGACAAUGCUUUAGAAGACGAUGAAGACAUGGAGAACUGCCUCAUUGAAAUGAACAUGCUGAUGCAGUCUAAAUGAUGUACCCAGAAGGAUAUCUUCAUAACUAUUAACUUGAACUGAAUUUGUAAAUAAAGGUAUUUCUAAGUUCA